Molecule: messenger RNA, 2970 nt
Organism: Pygocentrus nattereri (red-bellied piranha)
Lineage: Eukaryota; Metazoa; Chordata; Actinopteri; Characiformes; Serrasalmidae
Gene: acsm3
Product: acyl-CoA synthetase medium chain family member 3
Exons: 13
Coding region: 146-1915 (589 amino acids)
Biological process (GO): acyl-CoA metabolic process; fatty acid biosynthetic process
Cellular component (GO): mitochondrial matrix
Molecular function (GO): fatty-acyl-CoA synthase activity; fatty acid ligase activity
Source: RefSeq, a predicted model, not a curated record
GCGAGAAGAAUGAGAGGAGGGAUUAGUGGACUGAUAAACAGUACUAUUUCUGAGGAAGUGGAGGACGGUAAAGCAGAGCAGGUCCUCAGUUUCUGACAAAAAUUACAAUCUUAUAUAACCGUUCUUUGAACGUGCACGUGAGAAAAUGCGUUUGUUUACAUUUCGUUGCUCAGUAAAUUUCACGAAAACCGACUACAAGGCGAGCGCGAGCGCGUGGAGACGAACACGGGGGCUACCAGCGGUCAGAUACAAAACAUCAGCCCCCAAAAACUUCACCGACUACGAGAGUGUGAAACAGACAUACAAGCCUCGAGUUCCAGCCCAGUUUAACUUCGCCAGAGACGUGCUCGACGUCUGGGAGACUAAAGAAAAGGCAAAUGAAAAGUCCUCUCUUCCUGCUUUCUGGUGGGUGAAUGAUGAUGGUAGAGAGAUCAGGUGGAGUUUUGAAGAGUUGGGCUUUCACUCUAGAAAGCUUGCUAAUGUUCUGAGUGAAGAAUGCGGUUUGGCGAGAGGGGACCGGGUCUUCUUGGUCCUCCCCCGAGUUCCGGAGUGGUGGCUGGUCAACAUCGCCUGUCUCAGAACAGGUGCAGUUCUGAUCCCUGGAACCACCCAGCUUACAGCCAGAGACAUCCUGCACCGACUGCAGGUCUCUGGGGCCAAGUGUGUGAUCACAGAUGAGAGUAUGGCUCCAAUGUUAGAGGCUUUGACUCCACAGUGUGCUGCACUGACCUCUAAACUCCUGCUGUCCAGUAGGGCGCAUUCAGGAUGGGCCGACAUUACAGCCCUUAUGGGGAGUGCCUCUGCUGACCAUGUUUGUGUGGACACUAGGAGUGAUGAGCCCAUGACCAUCUUCUUCACCAGUGGUACCACUGGGUCACCCAAAAUGACCCUUCACAGCCACUGUAGCUAUGGCCUGGGGCUUACUGUCAAUGGCAGGUACUGGUUAGAUCUCACUGAUAGCGAUGUGUUUUGGAAUACUUCGGACACAGGCUGGGCCAAGUCUGCUUGGAGCAGUGUGUUUGCUGUGUGGACGCAGGGAGCGUGUAUGUUUGCACACCAUAUGCCACGCUUCAAUACACAAACAGUCCUCAAGACUCUCUCCAGCUAUCCCAUCAGCACCUUCUGCACAGCUCCGACAGCCUAUCGGAUGUUGGUACAGGAGGAUCCGUCCAGGUUUCAUUUUCAGGCUCUGGAGCACUGUCUGUCUGCAGGAGAGCCCAUUAACCCUGAGGUGAUGAGUAAAUGGAGAGAACUCACAGGCCUGGACAUAUAUGAGGGAUAUGGGCAGACUGAGACUGUUUUGAUUGCUGGCACUUUCAAAGGCAUGGAGAUUAGACCUGGUUCCUUUGGUAAGGCAUCUCCAGCAUAUGACGUGCAGGUGGUGGAUGAAGAGGGGCAUGUUGUUCCUCGAGGAACAGAAGGAAAUCUGGCUAUCAGAGUGAAACCACACAAACCUUUCUCCCUAUUCACUGAAUACACAGGAGAGCCAGAGAAAACAGCAGAGUGUUACCAUGGUGAUUUCUACCUGACAGGUGACAGAGGUGUAAUGGACCAGGAUGGAUACCUGUGGUUUGUUGGCAGAGCUGAUGAUGUCAUACUGUCUGCAGGAUACAGAAUUGGUCCUUUUGAGGUGGAGAAUGCUCUAAUAGAGCAUAAGGCUGUGGCUGAGUCGGCAGUGGUUAGCAGUCCUGAUCAAGUCAGAGGAGAGGUUGUGAAGGCGUUUGUGGUGCUUACUCCAGAGUACAAAUCCAGGGACCAAAAUGAGCUAAUUAGAGAACUGCAGACACAUGUUAAGAAUGUCACAGCUCCAUAUAAAUACCCCCGCAAGAUUGAGUUUGUGGACCAGCUGCCCAAAACAGUGAGCGGUAAAAUCCGGAGAGUGGAGUUAAGAAAGAAGGAAUUGGAGAAGUCAUAACCAAGCUUACCAGACAUGCGCCUCAACAUCUGUUACACCAGAGGUUCUUAAUCCGUAUAUUUUGUGCUCGAACACACCUGACCCAGCUCAUAAAGGACUUGAAAUGUAGUUUAUUGUUUGAAUCAGGUGUGUUAGAGUGGGUGAAACACAAAACGUUCAGAGUAUGAGGACUAUUUUGACAUACUGUGACAAUCUUGAUUUCUAGUUGGCUUAGCUAAAUGUCUACAAUCACACAAUCAUGUGUUGAAUCAACCAAAGCUUGUAGCUUUCAUUGAUGUGGGAAAACAUGAGCAAAAACACUCAUUCUGUGGAGGACUGCUAGCAUAAAUGCUAAUGUUCAGAAUUAGUCUGUCAACUCAUUACACAUAAAUAAUUCCGUCUACACCUGGUCCAGCUAGAAUAGUCGUGUCAAACUGGGGACCUUCUGGGCCAAAGUGCUGCAGAGAUUAGCCUUUAUCAUCAUCUAAUGCUCUGAAUUCAGUUCAUGAAAGUCUUGCUAUUAGCUUAGCUUAACGUUAGCUUAUGAGCUGAAUCAGGUGUGUAUAAUGAGGCAAUGUAUUGACAUCUGCAGUGUUUUGGCCUGUGAGAAAUGGAGCCUGACACACCUGAGCUAGAACCUCAUCUCAAACCUAGCACUGACCUAUUUAGAGAAUCAUUUGAGCUUGGGUUUCAAGGUUGGGUUUAAACUCACAAAACACAAUAGAAUUCAAUGUUUCUAGAUUUUUCCAACGUUAUUAACUUUUGAAAAACGUACAUCAGUGACAAGACAAGUUUUACAGAACAAACAGCAAACCAGAGAUAGGGAACUGUAAUGCACAUAUCUGCCUGUAGAGGGAGAUAUUGCAACUGUUGAGCACCUCGUUGAUCAAAAGUGUAGUUUAAGAUCCAAUAUAGACAUUAAAACGGAUCCUUUCUUGAUGUGGGUGUCUUAAUUUUAAGUGCAUAACUGUAUAAACUGUAUAGCUGUAUAAAAUAGGACUCUCAUGAUUACCUAGUUAAACUCAGAUGUUUGAUCAAAAAAGUAAUCAAUUAAAAAUUGAUAAUGAAUUUAAAAA